UGGUAGCAGUACGCAUGUCCACCGUGUGUUGUCGCGAUCACAAUCAAUCUCGCUCGCUCCUUCCUUCUAGCAACUCAGUCGGAUCGUCACUGAGAAGGCACUUGGUGGUGCAAUGGCGGGGAGCGCGUGCUGCUGGCGGUCGCUGGCCGUGGUGCUGGCGGUGGUGGGCGCGGCGGCGACGACGGCCGGGGCGGCGCCGCAGGUGCCGUGCUACUUCGUGUUCGGGGACUCGCUGGUGGACAACGGCAACAACAACGGCAUCGUCUCGCUCGCGCGCGCCAACUACCCGCCCUACGGCGUCGACUUCGCCGGCGGGCCCACCGGACGCUUCUCCAACGGACUCACCACCGUCGACGCCAUCUCCAAGCUUCUGGGCUUCGACGACUUCAUCCCCCCGUUCGCCGGUGCGACCAGCGACCAGCUCCUCACCGGCGUCAACUUCGCCUCCGCCGCCGCCGGCAUCCGGGAAGAGACCGGGCAGCAGCUGGGUGGACGCAUCAGCUUCAGCGGGCAGGUGCAGAACUACCAGAGCGCGGUGGAGCAGCUGGUGAGCAUCCUGGGGGACGAGGACGCGGCGGCGAACCGCCUGAGCCAGUGCAUCUUCACCGUCGGCAUGGGCAGCAACGACUACCUCAACAACUACUUCAUGCCGGCCUUCUACGACACGGGGAGCCGCUACACGCCGGCGCAGUACGCCGACGACCUGGCGGCGCGCUACACGCAGCUCCUCCGCGCGCUCUACAGCUACGGGGCGCGCAAGGUGGCGCUCAUCGGCGUGGGGCAGGUCGGGUGCAGCCCCAACGAGCUGGCCACGCAGAGCGCCAACGGCGUGGCCUGCGUCGACCGGAUCAACGUCGCCGUCCGGAUGUUCAACCAGCGGCUCGUCGGCAUGGUCGACCAGUUCAACCGCCUCCUCCCCGGCGCGCACUUCACCUACAUCAACAUCGAUGGCAUCUUCUCCGACAUCCUCCGGGCGCCCGGCGGCCAUGGCCUGAAGGUGACCAACCGGGGCUGCUGCGGCGUGGGGCGGAACAACGGGCAGGUCACCUGCCUGCCGUUCCAGACGCCGUGCCCCAACCGCAACGAGUACCUCUUCUGGGACGCCUUCCACCCCACCGAGGCCGCCAACGUGCUCGUCGGCCAGCGGGCCUACGCCGCCCGGCUCGCCUCCGACGUGCACCCCGUCGACCUCCGCACCCUCGCACGCCUCUAGCCCGCUCCAUCGGCGGAGGGAGGGACGGCGGCAGCCGCCGCCGUUGGUGUCGGUGAAAGAUAUGCACAAUUCUGACUCUGCGGUGUACCAACACAUACAAGAUGAUACGUUUGCGCCUGAAUUUUGCAACUGUACCCUCUUACUCAGUUCACAGUGCCUCAGAUCGGCAACCAACCAUGUACUACGAUUGUGCAGCAAUUAAUAUAAUACUGUAUAAACAACUGUCUUUGGCUGAGAA
Messenger RNA from Triticum aestivum (bread wheat), 1451 nucleotides. RefSeq names its product GDSL esterase/lipase At5g45670. Lineage: Eukaryota; Viridiplantae; Streptophyta; Magnoliopsida; Poales; Poaceae. The record is from RefSeq and is a predicted model, not a curated record. Gene Ontology annotation, molecular function: hydrolase activity, acting on ester bonds. The coding region runs from base 113 to 1213 and encodes 366 amino acids. The transcript has 3 exons.